Leptosia nina is the source of this 957-nucleotide messenger RNA. Lineage: Eukaryota; Metazoa; Arthropoda; Insecta; Lepidoptera; Pieridae. The record is from the annotation of a GenBank genome assembly.
AUGGAGCCAAACUCGACCACCACACUCCAGGUUACGAUUUCUGGUGAUCCUGCACCGCCACCGCCAACUGUAAUUUUGAUGAGACUUCGGCCUUUGGAUAACAGCGGGCCUGGCUGGCAUCGUCCGGAACCACCACCCCUGACUGUUCGACUGUUGGCUGUCACACGGCUUCCAAAGCUGUUGGUGAUGCCAAAACAAUUGAUAGUGAGGAUCUGCGCCCUGGAUUUGCCAGCGAACGACAUAUUAAGAAUACGUAAACGACUCCGAGUUAUGAACACCGGUUCUGGACCUCUUCAAGCGUUCGCCAUCACAGAGUGCCCCUGGUUCAUAAGAGUUGCGCAAGAACAGUGCGACGCUAAAUGCCUGGAUCCAGGUCCUGGGUCCACGGUGCUGAACCUAGAUCUGCUGGCUAGAAGUUCUACUGAGAUUGCGAUAGAAGUAACAAUUGUGACAGAGGAGAUGUGGCCAAAACCCCAAGAGGACUAUGAGAGAAGAAGAUGUAUCACGAAUGAACUUAGAUUCUUUGACGACCAAAACAUAUUUUUGAUGUCCUUACCACUCCAGUUGGUCGUGGAAUAUCCACAAAUUUCCGUGGAGCCGAGGAAGAUCGACUUUGGUUAUGUAAUGGACGGAGAUCGGAGGAAUACCUUCUUCACUGUAAUGCAGACGAGCUUUUCGGCUACAAUGGAGGUAGUUGUAGAAUGCCUCGGAAAGGAUUAUCAAACAUGGCCGCCAAAUUUAACUCUUGCGCCGCGAUGCCGCGAGCGAGUCUACGUACAAUAUAUUGCGAGGUAUCAAGUUAGCCCAGUGGAAGGAUUGGUGAAAAUUCGGGCGUUCGGUUCGCCAGGAUCAUGGUGCGCAGUGGCAGUACAGCUGCGCGCGCAGACGUCGCUAGAUCGCGCGACGCACUUACCUGUACACGACCAUACAGAUGAUUCUCACCUUUUGUUUGAUUAA